AUGAUGUUGCUAUAUAGUUGUCACUCCAUUUAGUCCUUUCUUGUUUUGUUUCCCCACAGGUAUUCCAAGAAACCGUCCUUGAUUGGACUAGUAUGCGUGUUUGACCGUGUUUGACCAUCACCCAUUCACCAUGUCCAAUUACUCCGAUUCAGAGUAUACAGACUGCGGUAACUCCUCCUGUGACCCUUUCAGUUAUAACUAUCCUGACCGAGAAUUCAAGAUACCCAUCCCUAUCUAUAUCUACGCUGCCCUGGCCAUCGUGGGCGUCUUAGGCAACGCCAGUAUCAUCUUAGUAAUCGUCUUGAACGCUGAGCUGCGCCGCUCCCAGAUCAACGUCUUAAUCAUCCAACUUGCCAUCGGGGACCUCCUCUUCAUCCUCCUGACGGGACCGAUUAAGAUAGAACAUGAGAUCGAUCCCUUUUGGGAGUCCGGUGCGGCUGCCUGUAAGGCCUACCGGUUCGGUGAGACCUUAGCCAUGGGCAUCUGCGUUUACUCCAUCACGGCCUUCAGCAUCCGUCGCUUCAUGGGUGUCGUCAUGAGGAAAGGGGAGAGGAACUAUACCAACGUACUGGUGUGCGCGGAGUGGGUCACCUCAAUCGCUAUCGCGGUCCCCACGCUCUUCAUAGCCAAGAUGGAGCCGAGUCUACGAGGGGAUAGAUUCGUCUGCCGUUUCUCAUACAGUGACGUGCCGGCUAAGAUCUACGUAGCUUUCUGGGUGAGCUUCUUGUACGCGAUUCCGCUGAUCAUCAUCGCCUACACGAACGUCUCGGUUAUUGUAAAGCUUCUGCAGAGUACAAGGAAGUUCUCCGGGGAGCAGGUCAACCGAUCCCUCCUGAAACAGUUCAAGAUUCGCCGCAACCGAGCCGCAAUGUUCAUACUUAUCACUGUGUUCUUCGCGGUGUUCUGGCUGCCUUACUACGUAUAUCGUUUCUUGCAUAUAUUCUAUGCGGGUUCGGGGGACAACCCGCUCCUGGACAUCUCGCGUAACGUACAUUACUAUGCAGCUAUUGCUAAUUCCUGCUGUAAUCCUUACGUCAUGUAUAUGAUGAGCUCCAAAUACAGACAGGCCCUCUGUUGUCGACUGUCUGCCAGGAAAACGGGAAUAACUUCGGCGAACUCCGUGAGGAGUGUUCGCGUCAGGACAACGCAGUUCAGUUCAUUGAAAACCAAACAGCAGGACUAAAGAUGAGCCAAGCACUGAAAUCAAGACAAAAACUAUUAUCUGCAUAGACAGUGUUUUGAUUAAUGACUGCAGUAUUUUAUUAAAAAAUCAUUCAAAUGCACUAUAUCUGUAUAUGCCGUCUAAGUAUUUAAGAAAACACACAAUGUAAACUAAGAUUGCAUAUUCACUACCUUAUGGAAACCGAGAACAAAACAGAAAAGUUGUAAACAGGGAGUUUCUGAAGACUGGGGUGUUCCACAAGGAAGUUGUGUGCAAAGUCUAUGGGAAGUUCUCAACUACAGGGACAAAGAAAAGAACAAAAGAUGUCUCCACAGGGGGAUGAAACCAAAAAGUAUGUGUGUAGUCUUGUAUCAAGGCACCACUGUGAGAAAUAAUCUUUUAAAAAUUCAUUUGAAAUGAAGUAUUUCAGCUGGCUAAAUUUGCUUCUUCAUUGCCCCCCCCCCCCCUCA
Asterias rubens (European starfish) is the source of this 1632-nucleotide messenger RNA. Its product is annotated as neuropeptide CCHamide-1 receptor-like. The record is from RefSeq and is a predicted model, not a curated record. Gene Ontology annotation, biological process: G protein-coupled receptor signaling pathway. The coding region runs from base 131 to 1183 and encodes 350 amino acids. Gene Ontology annotation, cellular component: membrane. The transcript has a single exon. Gene Ontology annotation, molecular function: G protein-coupled receptor activity. Lineage: Eukaryota; Metazoa; Echinodermata; Asteroidea; Forcipulatida; Asteriidae.